UUUUCACACUUUUGUAAACAACAUGGCGAUUCGUGGACUGGCCCUGUUAGCCUACUGAUCAAACACUGUGCUGCUGAAGCUCCUGGUUGUAAAGCAGCGUUGUGUGACAGGCAGCGCUGAAGUUUCGGUUCUAGCUAACUGUCGAGCUCGCAUCGAAACGACAAGAAGCUGGAUUGACGAGCUGUCACGAAGACGGUCAAACGGUAGCUAAUGUUAUCGUCAGGUCGUUAGCUCAUUUUAGCUAGCUCGACAGAAAUUCGUCCCUGCAUCCUUAAUGGCCCUCAGUCUAUGGGCUCUCAGUCCAGUUCUGGGAUGUCUGGUGGAAGGGGUUCUUCCAGUGGCAACCCAGCAGACCAGUCAGAAUCAGCAGAACCGAACCAGAGCAGCAGCAGAGGCCGCAGGACGGCUGACAGGCAGCAGGGAGACAGACAGUCGGCUUCAGAGGAGGACGUUGACUUAGCUGAAGUGCUGGCUUACCUACUGAGGAGGGGCCAGGUCAGACUGGUCCACGGCAGCGGCGCCACAGGACUGCAACUGGUCCAGUCUUACUCUGACUCCGACGAGGACAGCGAUGGAGCCUGGGACGGACGGCUGGGUGACCGCUACAAUCCACCAGUGGACACCCAGCCGGACACACACGAAGUGGACUGCAGUGAGAUCCGAACUCAGAUCCUGCUGGCCACCGCCUCUUCGUCCUUGAAAGGCCGUCACAGUUUCACCCACAUGCUAACGGAGAGGGAACAGGGCAGAUGUAGAGGCUCCAGUUUUUCCCACGGAGAGUGCAGUCGGAUCCGCUCACACUUCCUGCCAAACUAUGUGUCCCACAAGGAUACGUACCAGCAGAAAGCCUUUUGUGGAGUGUACAGCGAGGAUGGCAACAUGUUCCUCUCUGCCUGCCAAGACCAGAACAUCCGCCUGUACGACACCACCAGGGGACGCUUUCACCGACGGCGAACUGUAAAGGCCCGCGAUGUUGGCUGGAGCGUGCUGGAUGUCUGCUUCACCCCUGACGCUCACCACGUUCUCUACUCCAGCUGGUCUGACUACAUUCAUUUGUGCAGUAUAGAAGGAGACAGUGAAAACCACACCGCCCUGGACCUCAAUCCAGAUGAGAGGAGGUUCUGUGUGUUCUCUCUGGCUGCUUCAACAGAUGGGAAAGAGAUUCUGGGCGGAGCAAACGACGGCUGCCUUUAUGUUUUUGAUCUGGAGCAGAAUAAACGAACCCUGAAGAUCGAUGCUCACGAGGACGAUGUGAACGCGGUGGCAUUCGCAGACAGCUCGUCUCAGCUGCUUUUCUCUGGCAGCGACGACGCUUUGUGCAAGGUGUGGGACAGACGGACGCUGCGGGAAGACAGACCGCAGCCUGUCGGACAGCUGGCCGGCCACCGAGACGGCAUCACCUUCAUCCACAGCAAGGGCGACGCUCGCUAUCUAAUCAGCAACUCGAAAGACCAGUCCAUCAAGCUUUGGGAUGUCAGGAAGUUCUCACCCAAAGAAGGGCUGGCUGCCUCCCGCCUGGCCGUCACCCAGCAGAACUGGGAUUACCGCUGGCAGCAGGUUCCCCAGAGAGCCCUAAAGAGGCACAAGCUGACGGGAGACACCUCGGUGAUGACGUACCGCGGUCACGGCGUUCUGCACACGCUCAUCCGCUGCCGCUUCUCUCCGGAGUUCAGCACCGGCCAGAGAUUCAUCUACUCCGGCUGCUCCACAGGCAAAAUAAUCAUCUACGACGUGCUGACCGGGACGGUGGUGUCCAGACUGUCGGGCCAUGAUGCCUGCGUGAGGGACGUCAGUUGGCACCCGUAUGAGGACAAACUCAUCAGCAGCUCUUGGGAUGGAGCGGUGCGAAUGUGGGAGCACAGACAAACCCAUCCUCUGGAGGAGGAGCGAGAUAAGAGAGGGACUGACGGAAAGAGAAACACAGCGAGAGACGAAGAAAAAGACGCCGGAGGGAAUGACAUCACCGCAUGAUGGAGGGGGAGGAGAGGUGAUGCUGGCCCUGGUUGGAUGAAGCUCAUAAGCUCCAAACUGAUAAGACUUUAAUAUGUUUUAAAUUCAAUGCUGGAUAUAAAUGAUUAUAGCAUGGCUGUGAAUUAUUUGUUCGGAAGGCGUUCAGGCCUCUCCAUGUUGACAUUAGAGCACAGUGGGACAGCUUCGGCCUUGUUCUGGCUUUCUUUUGGUUUUAGAAGAGCUGGAGCCGGUGUUUUUCGGAUCUGGCCUGAAACACAGGCUGGAAGCGCUAAACUCUGCACCUAAUGUGCUUUUAAGAUAAAAAUGAGUUAGCUACACUAAGGAAACAAUGUUGGAUGUUGCAGGGAGAAACGUGAUGGUGAUAACUCUGUAAACUUGUAUCAUAUUUUAAUGGUAUGUGCAUUCAGGGGAUGUUAUUUAGGUAGUCGUCCGUGUGCUGAUUUGGCAUCCGUUUUGCCUCUGCUGUUAAAAAUAACACAAGCUGUGUCCCAUUUAAAGUUCCCACUUAGCGUCUGAACAUAUCCUUGUUUUCUAGUAGCCUGAAGUCACAACUUCUUCACCUGAUUGUGUAUUUUUUUUCCCCUGAUUUCACCACCAAUCUCUAAGGUUUUCAGCUGUUCCAAGGCAAAUUUUUGGUUGAUUAUUUUCUAUUAAGAAAAAACCCAGUGAUAUGUCUAAAAAGUUUGGAAUAUUUGUGAUACUAUGAUUAAACAAGGACUAAAGACCUACGUAUUCUAACACACACACUUAUCUGUAUAUGCAAAUUUUCAGGUGUUUAUAUCUUUGCCCAUGUUUAACAGACUGUUUUACAGUAACAAUUAAAAAAGAACUUUCUUUAAA
Melanotaenia boesemani (Boeseman's rainbowfish) is the source of this 2811-nucleotide messenger RNA. RefSeq names its product ddb1 and cul4 associated factor 11 (gene dcaf11). Gene Ontology annotation, biological process: proteasome-mediated ubiquitin-dependent protein catabolic process. Gene Ontology annotation, cellular component: Cul4-RING E3 ubiquitin ligase complex. Gene Ontology annotation, molecular function: protein binding. The coding region runs from base 289 to 1971 and encodes 560 amino acids. The record is from RefSeq and is a predicted model, not a curated record. NCBI's taxonomy places the organism in Eukaryota, Metazoa, Chordata, Actinopteri, Atheriniformes, Melanotaeniidae. The transcript has 15 exons.